This is a messenger RNA of Helianthus annuus (common sunflower), 1613 nucleotides long. RefSeq names its product BRISC and BRCA1-A complex member 2. Lineage: Eukaryota; Viridiplantae; Streptophyta; Magnoliopsida; Asterales; Asteraceae. Gene Ontology annotation, cellular component: BRISC complex; BRCA1-A complex. The coding region runs from base 184 to 1320 and encodes 378 amino acids. The transcript is spliced from 13 exons. Gene Ontology annotation, biological process: double-strand break repair. The record is from RefSeq and is a predicted model, not a curated record.
CAUCCAAUAAACUUAAUUAAAUUACAAUAUUUUUAUAAUGUUUGAAGAAUGAAGCAUUUGGUUGGUUAUUUUUGUUUAUUGAAAUGAAAAUUCACAACUCGAAAAUACAGCUUUAAUUAGGUUGAACACCAUCCCCAAAACCAAAACCGAUCGGUGAAAUUCGCCGGAGAUCCACACACUACCAUGGCGGUUGACAGCAUACCUCCGAUCAUCCUCACACAACUCAAUUACCUUCUCACUCACUCCCCUUACUCAAUCAAGGUUGAGCAGAUGUGGUCUGGUUCUAAAAAUCACGGUUAUCUUGAUCGAUUUACGUUAUUGAUCCCUUUUUGUCUCGAUUACAUCAAAUGGGAUGUUAUCUACAAUGCACAAUUUCCAUUGUUGCCACCUGAUGUUAUAUUUGGACCUGAGGAUGAAACUUUUCGACCGUUUCCAGCGGCUAGAGAAGGAGAGAUAAAGGCUAAGAAUAGUUUGUCCGAUUGGAAUUGUAAAGAUCCAACUAGGCUGUUGUUGUUGAUUCAUGAACUUAGGAGUUUGUACAUGGCGUAUCAGAAGAAACGGGUUGGGGAAGUUGAUGAUGAGAGACUGAAGUUUGAAAUCAACACCAUGUAUUCUCGGGAGGGAAUUGAAAUGUAUAUGAGCUCUGGUGUUGACAAGCCAGAAGAGGUGAAAUUUGCAGUUCCAUUGCUAGAAAUGGAUUUAAACAAAAUGGUUGCAGGGUCCACGUGGCGUCAUCAGCAGAAGAUAUACUUACAGGUUAUAUAUCCUGUGAGUAGAAAAUAUUUGGCAAUGGCUUCAGCACCGCGUUUGAAAUUGAUAUCUUCACCUGAGUUGAAGGCGUUAUUUUCCAUUGAUGAGUUCAGGCUUCCUUCAUGGCUGGAAGGAAUGUGCAUGGCUGAAUAUCUUCCCACUUUAGAGGAGAUGCUUGAAUCACAGAUAAGAGAUGCUGUCUCAUCAAUCGAAGUUAGAAGGAAAUUUAUUACAGCGUUGGCUAUUCCCUUUGGAAGACCACUAGAAGCUGACCCAGUAUUUUGUAGGAAGGCCACGUUUCUAGCUUGCUCUGGCGUGUUUACAUUCCUGGUUCACUUUACUCUCCCACUUCAGUUCCCAAGGCAACAACCCGCACUGGUGCUUCAAAGUUCUCAGCAUUUUCACUCACACUCUGGUAACGCACCAAUUAAGUCGGCUAUUUUACAAGAGUACCCUUGGAGUCCAAGAUGGGAUGUGUCACAAAUGGCCGAGAGGAUCUCUGAUUAUCUUGUGGACGAAUGCUUAAAUUUCAAGAAGCAUUGCAACGAAGUGCUCGUUCAGCAGCGCUAGUGUUACUUACUUCAGUUGUUUGUACUAUCUGCAUGUUUUACACUUCAAAAUGUCGUGUUUGUUUCCUGAGUUUGUGAGACGGUCGUAUUUGUAAUGAUGUGAUGGUGAUGUUGAGUUGAUAUUAGUUUGGAAUAGCACCAGAAUUUGGCAAGUGUCUGAACAUUAUGAUGCCUAUUGGAUGGAUUCAGCUGCAUAUGGUUCAUUUGGUGGCUUUGGGUUGAGGUUUUCUCAAAUCAUUUGUAUUGCAUUACUCCUUGUGGUUAUAGUUUUGAAGAUUGAAAUUCUUGCCAUAA